AUGUUCAGAGUUCUGCUGGUCUUCAGUCUCGUGUCGGUCUUCAGUCUAGUGUUGGCCACUAACAUGAAUCUUCAUGAAACAAACCAUUUCCUCUUCGCUGCUCCUGGAGGCAACAUCACUCUGCCCUGUUUCAACAAAGAUUUCAAAGACUUUGGAGGAACGUAUUAUUGGUACAAGCAAAGUUUAGGCAAAAAGACAGUUUGUGUUUCGUCUUUGACUAAAUAUCAGCCCAACCCAUCUUUGUUAGGAGAGUUCAACACCAGCCGACGAUUCUCACUGGACGAGGACUCUCUUCACUACGCUGCUCUGAGUGUUCAGUCUUCCUCCAGACAACAGAGAGUCACGGCUCAGACAGACUGUGUUUACUCCAGACUCGGCCAAUCAGAGUCGAGCUUGUUUCUUGACAAAGUCAGGAUGCAGUUCAGUGAAGAAGAGUGUUUGAAGAGAAUGGCUCCUGUGCAGAUGGUCUGUUGCCUCCUUCUCGUACAACUGGUCACGGUGAAGAGCAAAGAUUUUCAGCCGUCGACAGAUGGAGGUGCAGCAGUAAAGACGACGGUCUUACCAGUGGCACUUGGAGAGAAUGUGAUUUUGCCGUCUUUCUCUGAAAACGAUCUUCAAGGGAGACUUUACUGGUACAAACAGAGUCUGGACAACAUUACGGCUGUGGUUUCUUCUUACUUUGGAACUGAAUUUUACGGUGACUUCGCCAACAACGAUCGCUUCAAACUGGACAAUGAAAACAAUCUUGAAAUAUCAAAGCUCUUGGCGUCUGUUCACGUCAUCGUAAAGACUUUGAACCCUGGACUCGGCGUCCAUCAAAUAGCAUCAGAACCAGUGGAAGCAGGAAACUCUCUGGUCCUUCGCUGUGAGGUUGAUUCUGGAACGUAUCUGGGGCCACACAGGGUCCAUUGGUUCAGACAGUCUGAAGAGUCUGCAGCAGUUCUCUACAGCGAGGAUCAGUGCAAGAGCGACAAAACAAACCCGACAAACUCCUGCUUCUACAACCUCCACAUUCAGAACAUGAGCUCAAAGCAAACUGGGACGUACUACUGCGCUGUGGCCGCCUGUGGACAGGUCCUGUUCGGGAACGGGACCAGGCUCAGUGUCAGAGAGCACAGCUCCCACCAUGUAGGACGAGGUAGUCUCUGGAGCAUCUCUAAUCAGGGCAGGAGAAAGAAUGGGGACCGGCUGGGAAUCACGUUCUUCACUGACUGA
Knipowitschia caucasica is the source of this 1215-nucleotide messenger RNA. The record is from the annotation of a GenBank genome assembly. NCBI's taxonomy places the organism in Eukaryota, Metazoa, Chordata, Actinopteri, Gobiiformes, Gobiidae.